AAAUCUUGCUGAUUUUUUUGGAAUAACUAAGGAUCCUACUUCAAAUUAUAUGUUUGUUAUGAGAUAUUAUGAGAAUGGUGAUUUACAUUCAUAUCUUGACGAGUCGCAUGGUAUUCUUUGUUGGAGAGAUAUUGUUGAAAUGCUACGGGAAAUAUCCGUAGGAAUUGAACUUAUUCAUAAAAAUGAAUUAAUUCAUGGAAAUCUUCAUGGAGGUAAUAUAUUAGUUGAAAAUGAUUUAGAUACAAUUGAUACACGUAUUGCAGACGUAGGAUUACAUGGCCCAGUUAACAAGAUAAAUUCAAAUGAAAUUUAUGGAGUUCUUCCUUAUGUAGCACCUGAGAUAUUAAAGGGUAAUCCACCAACAAAGGCGUCAGACAUUUAUAGCUUUGGAAUUAUUAUGUGGACACUUUCUGCAGGUAUUCGACCAUGGUGUAAUAAACCACAUGAUCUUAAGUUAGCUAAGGAGAUUUGUUCUGGCCUUCGUCCUGAAAUAAUUGAUGGAACUCCAAAUGUAUAUAUUCAGUUGAUGACGCAAUGUUUGCACUCUGAUUCUUCGAAACGUCCAACUGCAUCCCAAUUAUAUGAAUCAAUCGAAGGUUGGAUAGAUUUUAUUUGUAAUAAUCCAAAUCCAUCCGAAAUAUCUAAUCAAUUUGAUAUGGCUGAAGAGAAAAAAUUUUUAGAUUUAGGAAAAAAUGAAUUUCAUCAACAAGAAAUCCAUUCACAAUCUUUUUAUACAAGCAAAUACUUGUGUUUUCCCGAAUUACAUAACUAUUAA
Molecule: messenger RNA, 775 nt
Organism: Funneliformis geosporum
Lineage: Eukaryota; Fungi; Glomeromycota; Glomeromycetes; Glomerales; Glomeraceae
Source: the annotation of a GenBank genome assembly